AUGAAUGAUUCAAAACGAAAAUUAUUGGAUGGAUCGUCUCAGAGACGACGACAUACUGGGACGACGUAUGAUCUUCGAAGACCAAAGCCAGGAUAUGUAAAUCCCGUUGGAGGGACGCUAACGGAUCCAUUGAACGUGAAGGGAGGCCAUAAGGAGCAGAAGCCAAGCAUUCAAAAGGUAUGUUAUAUCUUUUCACACUUAUUUAGUCUCCAUUGCACUAAAGUUUGUUUUACAGCGCAAAUUCUCUUCUAAAACUUUGAUCAAAAAGAAAUCCGAACCCAAAACUCAGGAUGCUGGAGAGCGAAAAGAACAUCGACAGCGAAUGAAGGAGAAAUACAAGUACGGUAACUUCAAUUACUUCCAUCGAACUCUUCAUCCUUUCUACACUGAUGGGAGGACAACUUUUAUGUGCGAAGACUGGUUUCACGGGAAGGAUGUGUUAGACAUCGGAUGCAAUGCAGGGAACCUGACAUUGUCAAUUGCAAGAGAAUUUGAACCGAGCUCGAUAUUAGGAGUUGACAUUGAUCCGCAUUUAAUUGCCGCAGCGAGAAAAAACAUCCGGCAUUUUUAUGACAAGGAUGUUAAAGUGAGUGCUUUUAUUAUUUUUAAUUGCGUUUUAUUUGUUUUUAGUAAAGAGUUCAUUUAGGUAGUGAACAGAUUUCCUGCUUCAUUUGCCCUCCGGUUUGGUCCCAUCUGCCUCCCUCCUACUGCAUCCACUACUUCGUAUCCCAAUAAUGUCUGGUUCCGGCAGGAAAAUUAUGUUCUUACAGAUGACAGUCUUCUGGAUACUGUAAGACAUUACCGAAUAGUUUUUGCAUUUUUUUUGUUAUUGAAUUUUUACGGUAUUGGGUAUAUGUUUUAGGUAAAGCCGGAAUAUGAUGUCAUACUCGCUUUUGGAAUCACUAAAUGGAUUCAUUUGAAUUCGGGAGAUCAGGGAUUGAAACGGUUCUUCAAACGGGUAUUCAGACAACUGAAACAAGGAGGCCUCUUCAUAUUGGAACCUCAGAGUUCCACUGGAUACAAGAAAGAUUCCAAAAUCAACGAAAAGAUUGAAGAAAACUACAAGAACAUAAAGAUGUGGCCAGAACAUUUCAAGGAUUACCUCACCUCAGAGGUCGUCGGAUUUGCAAAUUGCGAUUUUCUGGAAACACCAUUGGUUUCAGCAUACGGUAAGUAUUAUAAAUGAGAAUACAGAAGGUAUUGUUGUAGGUUGCGAUGCUCCUAUUUUACUACUGUAUAAGGACCCCAUUGAAUGUGAUGCAAUGGAAACCAACGAUUAUCGUCUACAAUUCUCGAAUGAUUUCGAUUUCAUCGAGACUCCGGAACACGAUCCCUCUCAAGAAUCUGAUGGACUUUAA
Molecule: messenger RNA, 1358 nt
Organism: Bursaphelenchus xylophilus (pine wood nematode)
Lineage: Eukaryota; Metazoa; Nematoda; Chromadorea; Rhabditida; Aphelenchoididae
Source: the annotation of a GenBank genome assembly